AUGCUAAGAUUGAGUCGAAUACGGGGCAGUAACACUAUUUUCAGAAGAUUUAAGCAUCAUGUAUUGGGAAUUGAUUUAGGAACAACGAACUCAGCUGUUGCUACUAUUGGAUCAGAUAAACAACCAUUUAUACUUGAGAAUGAAGAAGGCAAAAGAACCACACCAUCAAUUGUAGCUUUCAAAGAUAAUGAAACCCUAAUAGGCUUACCAGCUAAGCGACAAGCACUAAUAAAUCCCAAGAAUACAUUUUUUGCAACAAAAAGAUUAAUUGGAAGAAAAUUUGAAGACGAAGAAGUUCAAAGAGAUAUCAAGAAUGUACCUUAUAAAAUUAUACCUGCCAAGAAUGGUGAUGCAAUAUUGGAAACUUCAAAUGGGAAGAAGAUAAGUCCUUCAGAAAUAGGUGGAUUGAUACUUAAUAAAAUGAGAGAUAUAGCUGACAAACAAUUGGAUGAAAAAAAUAUAAAUCAAGCUGUUGUUACAGUACCAGCAUAUUUUAAUGAUAGUCAAAGACAAGCAACUAAAAAUUCAGGAAAGUUAGUGGGUUUAGAUAUACUACGAGUAAUUAAUGAACCAACAGCAGCAGCUUUAGCAUAUGGAUGUGACAAAUCAAGAAAAGAGGGAGUUGUUGCAGUUUUUGAUUUUGGUGGUGGAACAUUUGAUAUUUCAAUAUUAGAUAUUGAAGAUGGUGUAUUUGAAGUAAGAGCAACUAAUGGAAAUACUCAUUUAGGUGGAGAAGAUUUUGAUAUUGUAUUGAUGAAUUAUAUUAUUAAUGAGUUCAAGAAAAAAAAUGGAAUUGAUUUAUCUAAUGAUCAUUUAGCAGUGCAAAGAAUAAGGGAAGCAGCUGAAGAAGCUAAAAUAGAAUUAUCAAAAGUUCCUGAAACUGAAAUCAAAAUACCUUUUAUUCAUGAAGAUAAACAUAUCGACUUAAAAUUAACUGAAGAUCAGCUUGAUGAAAUGACAUUACCAUUGAUUGAAAAAGUCAUUGAUCCAGUGAAAAAAUGUGUCAGAGAUGCUGAUUUGAAAUUCAAAGAUAUUGAUGAAGUACUUUUAGUUGGUGGUAUGACAAGAAUGCCCAAAAUAAGAAAAGUUGUUGAAGAAUUAUUUGGGAAAAAGCCAAGUACCGCAGUAAAUCCAGAUGAAGCAGUUGCACUAGGAGCCGCAAUACAAGGGGCAGUUUUGUCUGGAAAAGUUAAAGACGUGGUUUUAUUAGAUGUAACUCCAUUAUCUUUGGGGAUAGAAACUUAUGGUGGUAUAUUUAGUCCUUUAAUUCCAAGAAACUCAGCUGUACCUUUAAAAAAAGAGCAGAUUUUUUCAACAGCGGUAGAUGGUCAAACAGGAGUUGAAAUUAGGGUCUAUCAAGGGGAAAGAAUGUUGGUUAAAGAUAAUAAAUUAAUUGGUCAAUUUAAAUUAUCAAAUAUACCAAAAGGUCCAAAAGGAACCCCACAAAUUGCAGUAGAAUUUGAGAUUGAUGCUGAUGGUAUUAUAAAUGUUAGUGCUACUGAUAAAACUCCGUACCCAAAAGAUUCACCUAACUAUGGAAAACCAAAUUCAGUCUCAAUUCAAGUAACAGAAAUUGGGUUAACUGAUGCAGAUGUAGAAAGAAUGAUAUCAGAAAGUAAUAGCAAUAAGAAAGAAGAUGAAGAAAUGAGAAAAUUAUAUGAACAUACAUCAAGAGCAGAAUUAUUAUGCACUGAUACUGAAAUUGCAUUAAUUCAAUUUGGAGAACAAAUGGAAAAUUUAGAAGUUGAAGAAAUUAAAAACCUAAUAAGUGAAGCUAAACAGCUAAUUGAAAAAAUAAGAGAUCGUAAACUAAAAGAUCCUAAAGUACUUAAUGAUAAGAUCAAUGAAAUGCAAAAAGGAUGUAUGGAGGCUAUCAAAAAAGUAGCUAUAAAACAACAAAAGCAAACACAAAAAGAAUAG
Messenger RNA from Lodderomyces jiufengensis, 1920 nucleotides. RefSeq names its product Hsp70 family ATPase. Bases 1 to 1920 code for a protein of 639 amino acids. Gene Ontology annotation, cellular component: cytoplasm; mitochondrion. Gene Ontology annotation, biological process: protein refolding; cellular response to unfolded protein. Gene Ontology annotation, molecular function: ATP binding; heat shock protein binding; ATP hydrolysis activity. The record is from RefSeq and is a predicted model, not a curated record. NCBI's taxonomy places the organism in Eukaryota, Fungi, Ascomycota, Pichiomycetes, Serinales, Debaryomycetaceae. The transcript has a single exon.